UGUCAUAAACACAUAGACAACAACAAUAUUCCGAUAGAUUUACAAAGCCCUUUUUAUUUUCCAGACACUAGAAGAAAACAGAAAUUGUUAUAAACUUGAUGGAGGCAUUCACAAAUCAUUGCCAGACAGAAACGUACCAACGAGACUGCUGAGGAAAAUGCGCGAUGAGGUAAAACCUGAAGUACAAUUCACUGGUGGAGCAACUUGUUCAGAGGAAGAUAGCAAAUGUACUUACGGGCUUACACCUGCCGAGGUCUACGAAUAUGAAGAUGAAAGUUUUUACCUGCAUUGUUAUUCUCGUCACCUUGGCGCCAAAAGUCGUACAACUAACACAGAACUUUGUUCUGCAUAUUCGACUCAGACCGAUUAUGAUGAUACAGCGAAUGUUGAAGAGGAUAAAAACAAAAUAACACAGAAAUACAGAUCAAGAUCACCACCCUUGUUACCAUUGUUACCACCUCGUAGACCAAUAGUGACGACACCGGAUCUGGUGCCCCCUACUUUUCCAGAUGACUAUGGAGACAUUUAUGAAGUGAAAAUAUUUCACAAGAAACCAAUACCCACGCCGAAAAAGAGGACCUCCUUGGCUAAUGAAGGUACGAGUGUUAAGGCAGUUUGA
Molecule: messenger RNA, 619 nt
Organism: Mya arenaria
Lineage: Eukaryota; Metazoa; Mollusca; Bivalvia; Myida; Myidae
Exons: 8
Coding region: 158-619 (153 amino acids)
Source: RefSeq, a predicted model, not a curated record